ACGAAAAUGGAGGAGAAAUUGCAGGUGUGGGUGAUGUUGGCCAUGGCUUUAUCCCUGCUCUCUGCUGCAUCGGCUAAGCCGGGCCUUGCGUAUUGGCACUCGCUGUCUUAUUAUCCUGCGGCUUGUGCAGGGUUCGAUAACAGCGGAUCGAUGACCACGGGAGUGGGGGACGAAUUGUGGGACAACGGGAGGGCCUGCGGACAGAUGCUGACGGUCAAAUGCACCGGCUCUGCUAACGGCUUUCCGAAACCUUGCAAGGACGGCGUCGUCACGGUCAAGGUCGUGGACUACUGCCAGCAACCGUGCGACGUCAACCUCUCCUGGGAUGCCUUCUCCAGUAUCGCCAACCCUGACGCCGGCAGCGUCCGGGUGGACUACUCCUAGGAAGGAACUCGAGACCCUUUUCCUGAAGGAAAAGCAUAAAGUUCGGGGACGAUCACGAAGAUAGUGUCUGCUUUUUUAUGGCUUUUAUGGUUUGGAUAUGCCGGCUUUGAAGACUACUUAAAUAACGUGAUGCUUGAUCUCCGAUCUG
Eucalyptus grandis is the source of this 532-nucleotide messenger RNA. Its product is annotated as EG45-like domain containing protein. The coding region runs from base 7 to 384 and encodes 125 amino acids. The transcript is spliced from 2 exons. Gene Ontology annotation, cellular component: cell wall; apoplast. The record is from RefSeq and is a predicted model, not a curated record. NCBI's taxonomy places the organism in Eukaryota, Viridiplantae, Streptophyta, Magnoliopsida, Myrtales, Myrtaceae. Gene Ontology annotation, biological process: systemic acquired resistance.